This is a messenger RNA of Populus trichocarpa (black cottonwood), 3295 nucleotides long. RefSeq lists its product as uncharacterized. Lineage: Eukaryota; Viridiplantae; Streptophyta; Magnoliopsida; Malpighiales; Salicaceae. Bases 733 to 3159 code for a protein of 808 amino acids. The transcript is spliced from 4 exons. Gene Ontology annotation, molecular function: zinc ion binding; protein binding. The record is from RefSeq and is a predicted model, not a curated record.
UUGAUUAAAAAAAAAAACGAAAAUAAGCACAGCAGCGUGCACACAUCGAACACACCUCUCUCUCACCAGUCCAGCGACCCAGCCCCGAAAACAACACCACUACUCACGCAGCCACCCAUCUUCAUCCUCUAUCUUCGCUAGCCACUGACCACCACAACGCCAACCACCCAAACCCUCUAUCUCCACCCGAGCCUCCAAACCAGCAGCCCCUUUUUCCCUUGCCACGAGAAACGACAAUCUCUCUCUCCCGUGAGCCCUCGCCAGCAGCAACCCCAUCGAUAGCAGCAAACGUCAACAGCCCUUAAGCUACCGACAGCCCAUUUCAACCCAAAUUCUCAUCGGAGACCACCUCUUUCAACGCCAGCCACCACAGUCACGCCGAACACAGAACCACCAGCUCACCACGCCAACAAAACCACGAGCCUCGUCAGCAACCCCACCAUCAAUGGCGACAGCCGCGUGAUGAAGAAGGAGAAAGGCCGAUAAAGAUUGACCCUGCCACCGUUAUCGGCUGGUGGUGCACUGCACCUUCAUCUUCGGUUCGACGAGGUAGAGAAGAUCACGAUCCAUAAUCUAACGCGCCGGAUCCCUCGCCGGAGACUCACCGCCGACGGUGGCAGUUGGCCAGAGCUUUCAUCCAGGUUUCGAGGGAUGAAGGUGGCUGAGAAAGUCGAGGAAAUCAAUGACGCAAGUAGCAUAAACAACUGCUAAGAUUAAAACGGUAUGUUUUGAAUGUGUCACUCCUCUUUGAGGUUCCUGUUAUGCAACCGGGUCUCUCAGUUAUCUCUCUCUCUCUCUCUGCUUUUUGGUGCGGUCACAGAAGAGAAAAACAAAAUCAUAAAACAGUUGCUGUAUAAAAGAAAGACAUUAAAUGGACAGCAAAACUACAUUAGAAUCAGAGUCUGGCUUCACGAGGCCAUGGCUGCAAAGAAAAUAAUAGCUAUAUGCCAGUCAGGUGGGGAGUUUGUGACAAAUGUAGAUGGAUCGUUGUCAUAUAAUGGUGGUGAUGCUUACGCGAUCGACAUUGAUCAGCAAACCCUGCUGAGUGAUUUCAAAUCUGAAGUAGCAGAACUUUUCAAUUGUAGUGCUGAUAUCAUGUCAAUAAAGUACUUUCUUCCUGGGAAUAGAAGGACCCUUAUUACAAUAUCCAAAGACAAGGAUCUACAGCGUAUGGUUAAUUUUCUUGGGGAUUCAUCCACAGUUGAUGUCUUCCUUUUAUUGAAGGAUGUUGCGGCUUGCAAUGUAUCAAACAUCUCUGCUAGUAGGUCAAGCAGGACUACUGUAUCGGAAGCUGUGAUUCCUGUCGAAGCUCCUAUUGAUGUUGCUGUUGAUAUGGCCCAUACUGUUGGUGGGUUUGAUAUGGAUUUGUCCAAUGGAGAUCCUAUAUCCUGUAUACCUAUCGGAGUCAUCGAUGACAAGCAACGUAAAGCUGCACAACAGUGGGAGAACACGAUUACUGGUGUUGAUCAAAGGUUUAAUAGCUUCACUGAAUUCCGCGAAGCUUUGCACAAGUACUCAAUUGCACAUGGGUUUGCUUACAGAUAUAAGAAAAAUGACAGUCACCGUGUUUCUGUCAAAUGUAAAACCCAAGGUUGUCCAUGGAGGAUAUAUGCAUCAAGGUUGUCAACCACACAAUUAAUUUGCAUUAAAAAAAUGAACCCAAAUCAUACAUGUGAAGGAGCAGCUGUGAAAGCUGGGUAUCGUUCGACAAGGGGUUGGGUGGGAAGUAUCAUAAAGGAGAAAUUGAAAGUUUCCCCAAACUACAAGCCAAAGGAUAUUGCAGAUGACAUCAAACGAGAGUAUGGAAUUCAACUGAAUUAUUCUCAGGCAUGGCGUGCAAAAGAGAUUGCCAGGGAGCAGCUUCAAGGCUCCUAUAAAGAGGCAUAUAAUCAGUUACCUUUCUUUUGUGAGAAGAUAAAGGAGACUAAUCCAGGCAGUAUAGCUACGUUCUCCACAAAAGAUGACUCAAGCUUUCAUCGUCUCUUUGUGUCAUUUCAUGCAUCAAUAUCUGGUUUUGAUCAAGGUUGCCGUCCUCUCAUUUUCCUUGACAGCAUUCCUUUAAACUCAAAAUACCAAGGGACACUGUUGGCUGCUACUGCUGCAGAUGCAGACGAUGGAAUUUUUCCUAUAGCAUUUGCUGUAGUUGAUGCUGAAACAGAGGACAACUGGCUUUGGUUUUUAUUGGAACUGAAGUCUGCAGUCUCUGCAUCUCGCCAGAUCACAUUUGUGGCAGAUUUUCAAAAUGGUUUGAAGAAAUCAUUAGCUGAGAUAUUUGAUAAAUGCUACCACAGCUAUUGCUUACGCCGUCUUGCAGAGAAACUAAAUAAAGACUUGAAAGGCCAGUUUUCUCAUGAAGCAAGACGUUUCAUGGUUAAUGAUUUUUAUGCUGCUGCUUAUGCACCCAGACUUGAGGGAUUCCAGCGCUCUGUAGAAAAUAUAAAGGGUAUAUCCCCUGAAGCUUACAAUUGGGUUGUACAAAGCGAGCCUGAGCACUGGGCAAAUGCAUUCUUUGGAGGGGCAAGGUAUGAUCAUAUGACAUCAAACUUUGGACAACAGUUCUACAAUUGGAUAUCAGAGGCACAUGAGUUGCCAAUAACACAAAUGGUCGAUGCAUUAAGAGGUAAGAUGAUGGAAGCAAUUUAUACUCGCCGGGUGGAAUCAAAUCAAUGGAAAACUAAGUUAACCCCAUCAAAGGAGGAAAAAUUAGAAAAGGAAAUGUCAAUUGCAAGGUCACUUCAAGUGUUACUCUCCCAUGGAAGCACAUUUGAAGUUCGCGGGGAAUCUGUAGAUGUUGUUGAUAUUGAUCAUUGGGACUGUAGCUGCAAGGGAUGGCAACUAACUGGUUUGCCCUGCUGCCAUGCUGUUGCGGUCUUUGAAUGCAUUGGCCGAAGUCCAUAUGAUUAUUGCUCCAGAUACUUCACAACCGAGAGUUACCGCUUAUCGUAUGCUGAGUCGAUUCAACCUGUUCCAAAUGUUGACCGACCAGUGCAGGGUGAAUUAACUGAGGCGGGAGUUAUUGUAACCCCUCCACCAACUAAGCGUCCACCUGGCCGGCCAAAGACAAAGCAGGCUGAAUCAACUGAUAUUAUAAAGCGUCAGCUUCAGUGUAGUAAAUGCAAGGGCCUUGGCCACAAUAAGAAGACAUGCAAAGAAUCUUAGCAUACAUAGAUCGUAGGUAAAGUAGUUGUUUCCUUUUCGUAAGUAUCCCACACUAACUUUUUUGACAAUUUUAGAUGGCAAUCUGUUCACAUGUUUUUGUAUGCACCGAUUGUUGAAAAGCAUCAUAUUUUGCUUA